Molecule: messenger RNA, 1116 nt
Organism: Penaeus monodon (black tiger shrimp)
Lineage: Eukaryota; Metazoa; Arthropoda; Malacostraca; Decapoda; Penaeidae
Product: protein FAM200B-like
Exons: 6
Coding region: 1-1116 (371 amino acids)
Source: RefSeq, a predicted model, not a curated record
AUGGCAGGGCUGCCCAUUGUCAUUAUUUUAGUUAUGGUGGCUUUCCUAAACCUUAAAAGAGAAACCUCCUUCACCCAAAAGAAAGUCAGUUCAUCGACAAGGCAGUACAGUGACGAGUUUCUGAAGUAUGGCUUCGUCAAGUGUGAACAGGAAAAGGGAGAACCAAGGCCUCAGUGUGUGAUUUGCAGUGAAGUUCUCGCAAAUGAGAGUUUAAAGCCAUCAAAAUUAAAGAGACAUCUCGAAACCAAGCAUCCUAGUCUGGCUACAAAACCAGUUGACUAUUUCCAGAGAAGAAAGGAACAAAUGAAGAUGUCAGUGAAAGUUCUAAAUGCAGCAACCACUCUUAAUGACAAAGCACAAUUAGCAUCAUAUUUAGUUUCAUAUCGCAUUGCAAAAGAGAAAGUACCAUACACAUGUGGUGAGAAACUUAUUCUACCAUCUUGCGUGGAUAUAGUGAGCACGAUGCUCGAUGGAAAGUCGGCAGACAAGAUCAAAUGUGUCCCAAUCAGUGAUACAACAGUGUCACGGCGGAUAAGUGAUAUCGCAGAAAAUUUGGAACAGCUGGUGUCACACCUACAGACUGCUGGAGAAUUUGCUAUUCAGCUGGACGAAAGUACUGAUAUAUCUAACAGUGCAGUGCUCCUGGUAGUGCUGAAUGACUGCAUAGUUGGAAAAUACAAGCUGAAAUGGGCCAAUUGCAAAGGAAUUCAACCGAUGAAGCAGCAAUAUGACUGGGAAAAGAGCGGUGUUGUGACAACAAAAUAUCAGAAGCAGCCGGUAAUGAUUCGGUUGUUUGAACUCUUGUGCCUGGAGAUGGGAGCUGAUCAAUCACACCUUAUUUUCCAUACGGAAGUUCGAUGGCUCUCCCGCGGGAGAAUUCUAACAAGGCAUAUUGAACAACAUAAUAACACCAGUGAAGAAACCAUGAAGAAAUUGAAAUGUGAUAUACAGCUGCACCUCCAUUCUUUGUCAAGCAGUUUUGAACAGUAUUUUCCUGAAGAAAACCUUAAGAAUAUAAGAGACAACCAUUGGGUGAAGGACCCUUUUGCAUUUGAAAAACCAGAAGUUUGUUAUAGGCUAAACCUUACACCUGAUGAAGAAAUGAACUUCAUCUGA